Molecule: messenger RNA, 980 nt
Organism: Eruca vesicaria subsp. sativa (arugula)
Lineage: Eukaryota; Viridiplantae; Streptophyta; Magnoliopsida; Brassicales; Brassicaceae
Source: the annotation of a GenBank genome assembly
UUAUGUCUAAUGACCAUCAAACCAAAUCGGUGGUGGACGCAAUUCAACAUGGUGCAUGCCACUAUGUUAUGAAACCGGUUAGGAAAGAGAUCAUUGCCACCAUAUGGCAUCACAUUAUACACAAGAGGGUGAUGUCUAAACCUGUUUUAGUUCCACCAGUUGUGGUACAUGAUUACUGUUCAAAGCAAGACAAAGAUGAUUCAGUGACCGUAGACCAAGAUCGUAGUGAGCAGAACAUCAAUAAGAUAGAAGAGAAAACAACAAAGAAACGAAAAAUGACGGUUAAGAGUAAUGGUUCAGAACAAGAUGACGAUAAUUCAAGGGCCGUAAGCAAAGACAACUUUGAACAAAGCAUCAAUAAGAAAAAAAAUACAUCUUUCAAGAAACCGCGGAUGUCGUGGACUGGAGAUCUUCAACAGAAAUUUCUCGAUGCCAUCGUUAUACUUGGUGGGCCUAAAAAAGCUACCCCAAAGGGACUUCUCAGAUGCUUGCAAGAUAUGAAAAUCGAAGGACUCACUCUAAACAAUGUGUCCAGUCAUCUUCAGAAAUAUCGUCAAACUAUUGAGGAGAACCCAAUUCCUCAACAGUACCCAGAAACUGGUUGGUCUAGUGUCUGUAAACCCUCACCUUUCUUAGGUAUGAACAAUUGUUUCUUUGCACCAUCAUCCCUUUUGAAUGGCCCACCUGUUUACCCGAUCCAGGACAAUCAAUAUCAAAAUGGUUACUUAGCAAUGAACAACAACCAGUUCGUGACCAAUAAUAUGCCUGGGUUUCCCUUCUUGAACCAUGAUCACCAUCUCCAGCAGCAGCAGCAACAACGAAAAUAUCAGCCUUUCAAUCAUGAGAAUUACAUGAUCAGAAAGAAUGAACCUGCACAAACUUAUAAUGGCAUCGAUUUAACGGAUCUUGAGGUUAUUUAUCCAAGUUUGCCGUAUGAUCCAAACGAGUUUAUGUUCGACGGCUACAAUUUCGGUAACUGA